Molecule: messenger RNA, 732 nt
Organism: Cotesia glomerata
Lineage: Eukaryota; Metazoa; Arthropoda; Insecta; Hymenoptera; Braconidae
Exons: 1
Coding region: 1-732 (243 amino acids)
Biological process (GO): DNA catabolic process
Cellular component (GO): cytoplasm
Molecular function (GO): 3'-5'-DNA exonuclease activity; nucleic acid binding
Source: RefSeq, a predicted model, not a curated record
AUGAAAUCGAAUACUAAUGCACAAAACCGUGAAGGCAUUUGUUAUCAGUCGCAGAGUGGGUUAGAUAUUGGGACAGAAUUUGUUGAUCAGCCAGUUCCAAAAAGUUCUAUAGCUAAAGAUGAGACUGUAGUAGCUGUCUUCUUCAACCUCAAAAAUACAGGUUUUGGGCAUUCCUGUGAAAUAGUUCAAAUCGUUGUCAAGUAUAACGAUACUGAGUAUAAUGUAUAUAUUCUUCCAACAAAAGGAAUCCCUCCCAGUGCAUCGGCUGUUACUGGCCAUACUACAAAAGGUGGAAAAUUAUUCUUAUUAGGAAUUAAAGUUGAGACUAUAUCUGCUAAGUUCGCUGCAGAUGGACUUUUAUCUUUUUUAAAGUCAACAAAACAAAGAGUUAUUUUGACAGCACACAACUGUAUAAGAUUUGAUGCUCCGUUAAUUAUUAGACUAAUGAAACAGGUUGGAUUAUUAAUAGAGUUUAAAAAUAUAGUUAGUGGAUUUUGUGACACGUUACCAUUAUUUAAAUCAAAAUUACCUGAACGAAAAUCCGAAAUAUUAAGUUUUAAACAAUCUGCAUUAGCAGAAAAAUAUUUACAAGCAGAUGAUUUGAAAGGUGCUUAUAAUGCAAUUAACGAUGUAUCGGUUCUUCAAAAAUUAGUUUAUCACGCUAAAAUUAGUAUCACUCACGAUGAGCUUAAAUUAAAUACAGUGACAAUAAAUUAUAUUGCAUGUUUCUAA